AUGUACUCUAAUGUUAUUACCUCUGACAAGGAGGUGCUCAGUGCUGCCCAGUAUCAGCUGCUCCAGUGUGCCACCCCUGAGGCUGUGGUGAGGUUGGAGAAUACCAAACUUAGGGCCCUGCAGGAAGGAAUAUGGGACCAGUAUUGUAAACAGCAGAAACAUGAAAGUCUGCUGGAAUAUUUGCACCAUGAAAUUAUGGAGAAGAAACCACAUGACAGUGUAUUUGUGCAGGUCACAACCCAUUCCAAACUGCUUUCUAUAGAUGAUGAAAAAGAAAUAGCAAAAGUUCUUAAGCUACCACCAGCAAACGUCAGAUCAUUGGCACUUCAAAAUUUUGGCACAGAACAAGAAUUUGGAAGAAAGAUAAGGCGUUUUUUCAAUGAUGUCAAGAAAAAUGAUACACUUUUGUUUGUCCAAUGUGAUUCUGGAGACCAAAAUGGCAGCCUGAUAGCAUGUGCUCGCUACUGUGUGAUGGAUGAAUUUGCACAAGCCAGGGAAAACAUGGGUAGUAAAAUCCACGUGGUGUUUGUUGUACAAUUGCCCAGAGUUUCUGGUGGAUGUUUUGUAGGCUUUCAGGGUGGCAAGUGGCUCUCAGUGCACAUUGAUGACUUGAGGCCAGAAACGAAUCAAUUGCCUUCCUUGGGCAACAUGAUGAGAAACUCCAUUGGGACAUUAUUUAAACAGUCAGUUCACCAAGGUAGAACCCAUGGACCUCAGAGUGGCAUCAUAACAAGGCAGGAUCUGGCAGAGAGGAUGGAACAGAUACAGAAAAGGGAACGGGCUCCACAUCCAAGUGAUUCUGGUAUAGUCUUGGAGUCUGAAGUGAACAACACUGAUGAAGACUCUCUGAUGGACACAUCAGAAAGUCAAUUUAGCCGAGAUGUUGAGAUGGAAAACCGAAGGGCAAGUACACCCAAAAAAGAGAAUUCAGUGCAGGUAGAUCCUGGAGAGGAAUUGCCCACAACUGAUGUGAGGAUGGAGGAAGAUGUGGAAAGAAUGGAAGUUGAAGAUCAUGAAAGUGAUUUAAGGGGUCUUGACUACAGUGCACUGAUAAGAAACUGUGUCCAGGGUGCUGCAGCCAUGUUGAAAGAGGAACAUGCGGAAAAUGCGCAGCGAACCACUGAGAGAAUACAAAUUUUAUUGAAACUUUUAUCUAUCAGAAAAAUGAAAGGACAAGACUGUAGAACAUUUGCAGAGGUUGUUGGAUGGAGAGUUUCGUUGCUGCUCAGUGAAAAGGAGGAGAAAGUUAUGCUGCAAGGAAGAGCAGCUAACUGGCUGAGAAAUGAAGCAGCUUCCAUGGAUAUGAUCCACAAAGCAGGAACUUUUAGACGAUCCUCAUGGCAGUGUAUCCAACAAAAAGUCACACCUAUGCUGGCCGGAAUAGUAGCCCUGAUGGACACCAACUCCAACUUGAAUAUUCUCCACGCUCACCAAGACUUGACCCACUGGAUGCAUCAGUUAUGGUUAGAACUGUUGGACAAUGAGAAUGCCACUGAACUGAAAUACCAAAGAGAUCUCAGGUCCCCAAAAUUGAAUGCUGAACUCACUGAAAUGGUAGUAAGAACUAUUGGGUGUGGGCAAAUGUUCUGUAACCAACUGCCAUUUUCUUGGGUGAUUUAUCAACAGGUGGAAAAGAUGCUGCAUCAAGUGAAGAAAUUGGAUCAAGUUAACCAACUUCAGAAAACUCAAGAAUUAUUUGAGGAAUGGCACACAGGGAAGAUUGUUACAAAUUACAUGAACAAAGCUCAGAAUGUGGCUGAAGAUAUUCUAGACUUGUACCUUACUGACUUUGUACAUAUGAUUCACAAGGAGUCUUCAGAUGGAGAAUGCCAGGUAAUGGUACAUGCCCUCAGGUCUGCAGCAUUUGAAACCAGACAGAGAUUCUACAAUGAACAGGCUGUCAGCAUGCUUCCUGAAAAAGAGGCAGAAAGGUUCCACCAAGCAAUGAAGUUUGGUUUCACAAUCCCCCUGGUUCAUCUAGCCUAUCACUCUGUGCAAAGUAGACUACAACAUCUGAGGCAGUUAUUCCAUCUUUUGCCAGAUUUGGCUGCCUCUCUGCUGAAUGUUAUUGGUAGAAGCCAGGAGAAUGAAAUGAACAUUGAUGUCCUAGGAUUAACAUACUGCCUGGAAAACCUAGAACCUCACACCGAACCUCUUGAAAAUCAAAACCAGAGAAAUGGCUGGCUUGACAAGGUCCAAAGGUUUAAACCAACAGUAGAGAGAAUACUACAGUCAGUGUGUCAGGACUCCUAUCAUUAUGGAGAGAAGAGCAGACAUCACCUCCUACAGUGCAGAUACAUGUGGAACAGGUUGCUUGCCUUGCACCUCUUUGUAGAACAUGUUUGUCCCCGUGGGGUAAAACGAGAAGAUCUUACUGUAAAAAGAUGCAUGCCUUUUUGGAUUAUGCUGUCUAGAGAGGAGAAGACUGACUUUAAAGAAGUACCUUCAAUGGAAAAAGUGAAGAAGUUCCUUGAGAGCUGUAACAUCAGUGCUAGUAAACAUUUUUUUGGAGAACUUGAAAAGUGCAAGUAUUGUGAAGAGCCAAUGCAAAACCCUGUGAAGUUGCCAUGUGGUCACAUCUUUUGUCAUGCCUGUCUGCAAGAACGUAGAUAUGCUGAUAUCAAUGAAUGCCCAGAAGGAGUGUGCAGAAAAAAGUUUGGUGCAGAUAUGGAACUGAAGACCUUAUCAGACUUUAGGGACAAGAUAACGGCUCACAAUGAGUACAAACAAAGGUGCAAUGCAUUUUUCAUGGCCCUGGUGUCCCAGCUGUGUUUUAAUGAAAACAUUCCUCCAGAACCUGGUGUGGUUAGGAUGCUUCUCAGUUGUGUCACCAAGGAGUCCCAGCUUAAAACUGGCACUAAAGAUUUCAAUUUGUUUGAUGUCUGCAUUGACCCUUCUCCUGUGAUUAGGAGUUUCUUGCUCCAGCUGCUUCUGCGUUCAGGUAUGGAUCAAGUUAAACAAUAUCUUCAGGAAUAUUUUGACCAAGCAAGAAAAUUCACCCAAGAUGGAUCCCAAACUUUAGAGCUGUGUAUGCUUUGUAUUCAGUGUAUGGAGGAUUCCUUCCAUAACAACAUUUCCCAACAUGGAAGCAGUCUGACAGCCAGAGCAAACAUGGUUACAGCUUAUUUGAAGAGAGCCCCCCUCAUGAUAGGAGGAAGCAUUAAAGAGAUUGACUGUAUUGAGGCCAUUGCUUUGAGUAGAUUUGGUCUUGCUGUAACGGCAGGUAUAAUGUUCUCAACAUUUGUUGAGAGUGGAAGGAAAAUACCUGAAUCCAGAGAAUUGAGGGAACUGUUUGAUGCAGCAGGGAACCUGUGUGAUCAGGUCAGAUGGGCAAAAAUAUUUUUGGUAAAACAGAUUUGCAGAGUACACGGCAUUGAGGCCCUACAGACAAUAACUGAAGUCCCCUACCUGGCAAGAUGGAUACUGCCCCCAGAAGCAAGGCAGAAGGUCCAUGAUGACAAAGACAUGUAUCUGAUAUGUGGUCCGCUGUAUGAGCAUCUGAGAGAGACUGUGACAAAAGUGGUCCUUGGGGAAAGUGUGGGUCUUAUACAGGAAGUUCUGAAUGGAAGCAAUGAUGGGGUACCUUUGAAAGAGACAAGCAUGUUACUUGCCUUGUACAGAGAGGUGACCACAAGUUACAUACAUGGAGAUCCAAACAGGCUGCCAAGUCAAGAGGUGCUACAAAAUCUGGAGCAGUACUACCACCAGCUGUCUAUAUUCCAAAUGAAGACUUUCUGUCAGAAGAUCCUUUCCAACCAAAUUGGUCAAGGCUGUCCAGAGCUGACAAUCACCUCUGGUCAAGACAGGCUUCACCAGCAGAUGUCAGCACUGGUCAUCCAUGCCAUGGUGAUAUACUCAGUGAAAUGUACCACAAACAGGCAAAGAGGAAUACUUGAACCAUUCCUGAAAAUGUUCCAAAAGCCACAGGAUAUGAAAACUUCCUAUUUCCCUACAAUGCCACAAGAUGAACUGAGUGAAAUAAGAGAAGCAGUCCAUAGUGGGAGGACAGGGGGACAGGCAGAUACACUGUGGGUUUGUCCUAAUGGACACCCAUAUGUCAUUGGAGAUUGUGGGAACCCUUCAGUGGAGGCUCAGUGUAAAACUUGUGGAGUAAUUAUAGGGGGAAGAGGUCACAAUCCAGCCCAAGGAAAUGUCAGAGCAAGAGGAGAUGACCAGACACAACCUGGACACAUUCUUGGCUAUGCCAGCACCAGAAAUACAACUUCAGAACCAAUGAGAGGAAUCAGUGCAGUGCAAGCUGCUAUCUUGAGGAUGACAACACAUAUCACCAUGUUUGUUGCUGCAAAUAGGGAACCACAUUGGUCGGAAUAA
Messenger RNA from Lingula anatina, 4332 nucleotides. RefSeq names its product E3 ubiquitin-protein ligase rnf213-alpha-like. Gene Ontology annotation, molecular function: ATP hydrolysis activity; ubiquitin-protein transferase activity. The record is from RefSeq and is a predicted model, not a curated record. NCBI's taxonomy places the organism in Eukaryota, Metazoa, Brachiopoda, Lingulata, Lingulida, Lingulidae.